AUGUCUCACCAGCCAUCAAUGAGCAGUGUAUCAUGCUCUCCGCCUACAGUGUCGUCUGUACCGGUGCCUGAACGUCCGUCGGACUACCAUGACCAGCUUUUGUUCAGUCCAGAAUUUGCCAGACCGUUUGUUGGACCAUUUGAUGGAAUGCCUCAAAUGUCACUCGUUCCGUCUCAUUCUUGGAUACCUUCUUUCUCGUCAUUGUCUUAUUUCCCGAUGGCCCCUGUGCAACCUGCGACAGUCUGGCCACCUCUCAUUUGUCUGUCUUGGCCCGGUCCUCAUUUGCCUGCUCUUAUGGAACUCAGCUGGACUCAUGUCACAUAUCCUGUCAGUAUUGGUCCCUUAUUUUGUAGGCAUACUCACGCCUCAACGAACCUUGCCAAGUCGCCUGGCACGGUGCCGUCACCUCCACUGCCAGCACAGCCCAGCACAGCACAGCAGUGA
Malassezia globosa CBS 7966 is the source of this 444-nucleotide messenger RNA. RefSeq lists its product as uncharacterized. NCBI's taxonomy places the organism in Eukaryota, Fungi, Basidiomycota, Malasseziomycetes, Malasseziales, Malasseziaceae. The transcript has a single exon. The coding region runs from base 1 to 444 and encodes 147 amino acids. The record is from RefSeq and is a predicted model, not a curated record.